AUGCCGCCAGCAAAUGACGGGCCCCAGCUGGAUUGCGCAGCGUCAUCUGGAGGGAAUUUGGCAGAUGAACCAUUCAGCCCUCGAGACUAUAGCAUUCAAGGCCAAAUCGACUUUCAAUUGACGAGUGACGCAUCCGUCGAGACUUUGGAGACUGAUGGCGAACUAGCUAUAUCUGAAACAACCACGCAGAUUGCCCCGAUGAUCCUGCCAGACUUGGAUAUUACCGACGAGGCAUAUGCUGAGAGCACCAGCACUAGCUAUGUGACCUCGAUCGCUUCGGAGAUCUCGCGAGGGAUCCUGGAGAAUGAACGAUUGUACCCACAAUAUGGUAAACACAGCUAUGGAAUGCCCAUUGACGAAGCAGAAAUGGAUCGAAUGGACCUGCAGCACCGCAAAUAUGAGAUGGUCGUUGGCGAAAAGCAUUUCCUAGCACCUAUUGGCGAGCAACCUCAGCGCAUUCUCGAUCUUGCCACUGGCACCGGCAUCUGGGCUCUCGACGUGGCCGACAUGUACCCCUGUGCACAAGUUCUAGGAGUUGACAUUGCGCCGAUCCAGCCCAAGUGGGUGGCCCCAAACUGUCAAUUCGAGAUUGACGAUAUCGAGGACACGUGGACCUACCGGAAAGAAAGUUUUGACUUCAUCCAUUUGCGGGAUCCGCUUUAUGUGGUGCGGGACUGGCCGAAACUGAUGCGACAGGCGUUCGAGCACACCAAACCCGGAGGCUGGUGUGAGUUGGCUUCAGUCUAUCCCUGCGCCAUGUGCGAUGACGGGUCAAUGCCGGAAGAGUCGAUGUUCAAGUUCAUUUGUGACCGCUUUAUUGAGGCGUCGUAUGGACUAGGAGCUCCGUUGGACUGCUGCCUCCGGUUCGCGGAGUACCUUCGAAACGCUGGGUAUAUCGACGUCGUGGAGCACAUUUUCAAGAUUCCCUCUUCUCCAUGGCCCAAGGACCGACGGAUGAAGAGGAUUGGGGCGCUGGAGCUGACCAACUUGAUUGAGGGAGCAUCGGCAUUUGGGUUGAGGGUCUUUUCCCACACCUACGGCUGGAGUCGAGAGGAGACGGAGCUGGCCAUGAUGGGGUUUCGGCAGGAUGUCAAAAACCGGAACUAUCACCAGUACGUGCAAUACUAUGUGGUGUAUGGCCGCAAGCCGGCGCGGGAAGAGCUAUAG
Molecule: messenger RNA, 1167 nt
Organism: Capronia epimyces CBS 606.96
Lineage: Eukaryota; Fungi; Ascomycota; Eurotiomycetes; Chaetothyriales; Herpotrichiellaceae
Exons: 2
Coding region: 1-1167 (388 amino acids)
Molecular function (GO): methyltransferase activity
Source: RefSeq, a predicted model, not a curated record